AUGGCCUUGGCCACUACCGAUCGAAAUACCCUCCAAUUGGGAAAAAGAGAACCACCUCCCCAUCCUGCUCCUGCCGUUGCGAUUACUCCUUGUGACCCUUGGCCUAGACCUUAUUACGUAGAAGGUGGCCUCCGAAGAGUCGCCCCGUAUCAUUAUACUUACAACACCUACUGCAAACAAAGAUGGCGUGGCCGCGAACUGCUUGACAUCUUCGCGACGGAGUUUCGCGAUCGAUCGCGGGAGUAUUACAAACAUGCAAUUGAGGUGGGACAAAUCUCUGUCAAUGGAGAGCCCUGUGUCGAUGUCCGCACCAUUGUGAAGAAUGGCGAUGUCAUCUCACACACCUUGCAUAGGCACGAGCCCCCAGUCACUGCUCAGCCAAUUCGAGUCAUCAAUGAGACUGAAGAUAUGAUUGUUAUCGACAAGCCAGCCGGUGUGCCUGUUCAUCCGGCAGGAAGGUAUAACUACAAUUCGGUGGUGGAAAUUAUGAAGGCGGAACGGCACCCUACCUUCAGAGCACUUCCCUGCAACAGACUCGAUCGCUUGACUAGUGGUGUUAUGUUCAUUGCAAAGACCGGUCAAGAGGCGGAAAAGAUAAGCGAGAAGCUCCGAGGACGAACUGUGCGGAAAGAGUAUGUCGCGAGGGUCAAAGGUAGAUUUGAGGAUGGAGAAGGCUGGAACGGAGAUCCAAUGCGUGGUGGAGUGGUGAGCUGUGAAGAAAGUAUCCUUCAGAUUAGUCCUAUCCUUGGUCUCAAUCGAGCGCGAGCCAGUGGGAAGCCAGCGAAAACGUUGUUCAGACGAAUAGCGUACUAUCCUCGAAACACAAUCAACUCGACACCAUCUGAAGGCCUACCUCAAGCUAAUCGCACUCAGGAGAAUGCGCAACCCGCAGCACCCACACCGGGCAGCGAAAACGAUGGAUACAGCAUUGUGCAUUGUUUGCCCUUGACGGGACGGACACAUCAGAUUCGAGUGCACCUCCAAUUUCUAGGGCAUCCCAUCACAAAUGAUCCGAUCUACAGUAAUCGAGCGGUCUUUGGUCCCAGUCUCUCAAAGAAUGACUCGAGUGGUAACGAUGAUGCAGAGAUUAUUGCAAGGCUGGCGACCAUGGGAAAGACCGAAGUGGCUAGUUCGCUGGCGCAUGACGAGCAGAUGGCCAAAGUCAUCGACCAAACGCAGCAGAUGACGGCUACCGAUGCCGCCAGACUCACCGACGCCAACUUCAAACCCUUGAAUAGCGGUACUUUGCACGCAGGCCAGUUAGCAGGAUCUGACGAGAAGACUCAAUAUGCUGCUUAUGUCAAAGCGCACGAGGACAUGGUGGUUGAUUACAACAAAAGAAAAGGCGAGAAGAUGACGGGAGAAAAAUGCAGCGUUUGUGAUACGCCCUUGUAUUCCGAUCCUGGGCCGCACGAAUUGGGAAUAUAUCUUCACGCGCUCGCAUAUGCCGAUGUGACAGAAGGAAGCUGGAGUUAUCGUAGCCCUGCACCAACUUGGGCUCUUCCCCCUGAUGGGAUGGAAGGACCUCGUGAGAUUGGGGCAUGGGAGUAUCGUGGAGACGAGUUCCUCGACAUUGGCGACGAGAGAGCAGAUGAAAAGGCUCGGACCAAAAUGGGGGAGAGAAGCAAUCGCGAACUCGACUCAUAG
Molecule: messenger RNA, 1647 nt
Organism: Exophiala bonariae
Lineage: Eukaryota; Fungi; Ascomycota; Eurotiomycetes; Chaetothyriales; Herpotrichiellaceae
Exons: 1
Coding region: 1-1647 (548 amino acids)
Biological process (GO): enzyme-directed rRNA pseudouridine synthesis
Molecular function (GO): RNA binding; pseudouridine synthase activity
Source: RefSeq, a predicted model, not a curated record